AUGCUGCAGCCCGGGACGCCUCCCGCCCCGCCGGCCCCCGAGGAGAGGACAGUUGCUGUCGGGGCCUGGCAUGGCAUCUGCAUCGUCUGCUGCUCAGCUUACGACCUCUCCGGCCACCUGCCCCGUCGCCUCUACUGUGGCCACACUUUCUGCCAGACCUGUAUGCGGCGGCUGGACACGGUGGCCCACGCCCAGCACUGGAUCCCCUGCCCGCAGUGCCGCCAGAGUACUCCGAUGCCCCGCGGGGGGGUGGCCACGCUGGACCUCGACCUACCUGCCUUCCUGGCUGUCAGAGCCGAUCGGGACCCCCGGCCUUUCGCCACUCCCAAAGGCAGCUCAGCUGUUACGCAGCAGCCGGUGGAACCGGCGCCCAGCUCGGGACCCCAGCUGCACUUCCCCUGGGGGCCCCACUGUUGCUGGGGUUGCCGCAGCCUCUGCUGGGCACCGGGGGGCAGCCCAGAGGUCUGA
Sorex fumeus (smoky shrew) is the source of this 468-nucleotide messenger RNA. It is a transcript of the gene RNF224, whose product is annotated as ring finger protein 224. Bases 1 to 468 code for a protein of 155 amino acids. NCBI's taxonomy places the organism in Eukaryota, Metazoa, Chordata, Mammalia, Eulipotyphla, Soricidae. The transcript has a single exon. The record is from RefSeq and is a predicted model, not a curated record.